CGUCCUGGCAGCACAGACGGAGGCCUGGGAGCCGACCAUGCCCCUGAACCAGCUGCACAGCUGGCUGAAAGCUGGGCUCCUUGGGCUCCUGCUUCUCCUCCUCCGUGUGCAGGCAGGUCAAGACUCCUUAGAGGCCAGCCCUAUCAGAAAAACAUACACAGGCCAGGUUCGAGGAAGCCUCCUUAAUGUGAAGGACACUAAAGUUGGUGUCCACACCUUCCUGGGAAUUCCCUUUGCCAAGCCUCCUGUAGGACCACUGCGCUUUGCACCUCCUGAGGCCCCUAAACCAUGGAGUGGUGUGAGAGAUGGGACCUCACAUUCAGCCAUUUGUCUGCAAAAUGUUAUGAUGAAUGUGGAGGGACUGAAGGAGAUGACUCUAACCCUCCCUCCCCUCUCUAUGUCUGAGGACUGCCUGUACCUCAACAUCUAUGCACCAGCUCAUGCCCAUGAGGGCUCUAACCUGCCUGUGAUGGUGUGGAUCCAUGGUGGUGCUCUGGUUAUGGGCAUGGCUUCCAUGUAUGAUGGAUCCACACUGGCAGCCGUUGAGGAUGUGGUGGUGGUCACUAUCCAGUACCGUCUGGGUGUCCCGGGCUUCUUCAGCACUGGGGACCAGCACGCCAAAGGCAACUGGGGCUUCUUAGACCAAGUGGCCGCCCUACGCUGGGUCCAGCAGAACAUCGCCCACUUUGGAGGCAACCCUGACAGGGUCACUAUUUUUGGCGAGUCAGCAGGUGGUGUCAGUGUGUCCUCACAUGUUGUGUCCCCCAUGUCCCAAGGACUCUUCCACGGUGCCAUCAUGGAGAGUGGGGUGGCUUUGUUGCCUGGUAUGGUAUCCAGCUCCUCUGAGGACGUUUACCAAAUGGUGGCCAGCCUAUCUGGAUGUGAGGCCAUGGACUCAGAGGGCCUGGUGCGCUGUCUGAGAGGCAAGAGUGAAGCAGAGAUUCUGGUCAUUAACAAGGACUUGAUAAUGAUCCCUGCUGUGGUGGAUGGGGAGUUCCUACCUAGGCAUCCCCAAGAGUUGUUGGCUUCUGUGGAUUUUCACCCUGUCCCCAGCAUCGUUGGUUUCAACAAUGAUGAGUAUGGUUGGAUCAUCCCCAAGGUCAUAGGCUCUGUUCAGACAAUAAAGGAAAUGACCAGAGAGAACCUGCAGGCUGUUCUGAAGAAUACAGCAGCACAAAUGAUGCUGCCUCCUGAGUGCAGUGACCUGCUGAUGGAAGAGUACAUGGGAGACACUGAAGAUCCCCAAGCUCUACAAAUACAGUUCACAGAGAUGAUGGGAGACUUCAUGUUUGUGAUCCCUGCACUCCAAGUAGCACAUUUUCAGCGCUCUCAUGCCCCCGUCUACUUUUAUGAGUUCCAACAUCAAUCCAGUUUCCUAAAGAAUAUCAGGCCACCCCACGUGAAGGCUGACCACGGGGAUGAGGUUCCUUUUGUCUUUGGGUCCUUCUUCUGGGGCAUGAAAUUUAACAUAACCAAGGAGGAGGAGCUGCUGAACAGGAGGAUGAUGAAGUACUGGGCCAACUUUGCAAGACAUGGGAACCCCAACAGCGAGGGUCUACCCUACUGGCCUGUGUUUGACCAUGAGGAGCAGUACCUACAACUGGACAUCCAACCUGCUGUGGGCCAAGCCCUGAAGACUGGAAGGCUAAAGUUCUGGACCAAGACUCUGCCCCAGAAGAUCCAGGAGCUAAAGAGAUCUCAGACCAUGCACAAAGAGCUUUAGUGCCCUGUGUGAGGAAUGGUGUGUGGGAAAGAGUCUGCUUCAGGCUCCCAAAUCAUAUUGAGGAGCCUGGGUUGAUUCUAACAUUCACAUACCCUCUGCACUUUUCUGUUCUUCUACAUUUAUCACAAAUCCUCUGCAUGUGACUCCUCUCCUGCUGAAUCAUCUUUUGUUAGACCACUUGGUAAGUGUUCCCAUAGCAGUGUGGAUUUGUGAGCCCCUAAGUGGCCCAACCCAUUUCACAAUCAAUUGGGACUAGGACCUUUCCUUUUUUUUCCUCACCUCAUCUCUCAUUCUCACUGUCCUCUUCUCUAUGACCAAAACUCUCUUUAACUAAAGCAGAAGCUUUGGAGAACAUUGAUAUGGGUUCUUUAGAGAACCUAUUUGACAUGGGUAGACUGUGUAAAAAUCACAUGCCCUUUCUCAUCAAGUUCAUACUUUUGGAGACCAUUAAUUCCAAGAUUAAGAUAUUGCUCUCUGACUCAAAGAUGAUACCUUGUGUUUUCACUGAGUACAUGGGAUAAUUAAAAGUUCUCAUGACCCAGGCCUCCAAUAUGUCUCACUCUUAGUAUCAUCACACUGGAGCUUAACGUUCAAUACAGAAGUAUGAUUCAUAGAUAUUUUCAAAACAUAGCACAUAGAGGUUCCUAAGUUAGUCAUUUGAAAACAUCUGAAAGUGUCUCUGUCUACUAUGUUUAUAAAUUAAAUUUUACUAACAAUUUAUUUUAAGAUAAUCUGUCCAUUUUCCAUUAUUGAUUUCUUUUCCCCCUUCCCAUAAUCCAUCCCCAUUCAUUUAUUUCUGUCCCAAAGUAGUCAGUGCCACAAUUUUAUAUGAGAAGUAGUUUUAAGUAUCUAUGAUCCCCCCAAGCCUAGGAUAGUUUGUGUAUGUGUGUGUGUGUGUAUCUGUAUGUGUAUCUAUGUGUGUCCAGAAGAACUAGGUUGGAACUUUGUAUCUGCUGAGGUUUGUCCCUACUUCCAAGGGUCUGUGUGCAUGAUAAAGCCCAUAUGUGCACGAGCACAGCCCAUCUGUGUGGAUGUUUGACUAUACGGUGAGUCCUAGUAGCAGGGUGAGGGGUCAGAAGGUCCAUACAUGUACAGUAGAGAUUGUUGUCCCCUACCUGCAUGUGUGCUUGUUCAAGUAUAUGGCUGUCCUCCUGACUUCCCCAGUUCCGCUGCAACCUCCUGGCCCCUGUGAUAACCCCCCUUGCCUUGAUUGUCCGUAUACAUGACUUUCAUUUUUACAUGUUUACUGUGACUAGACAUUUUUGGUCUUUCUCAUAAAUACCAUAUCUUUUAUUUUAUAUCAUUAUUAAAAGUUGUCAAAUUGUUCUCAAGCUACCUGAA
This is a messenger RNA of Psammomys obesus (fat sand rat), 3064 nucleotides long. Its product is annotated as acylcarnitine hydrolase-like. The transcript is spliced from 12 exons. The record is from RefSeq and is a predicted model, not a curated record. The coding region runs from base 38 to 1723 and encodes 561 amino acids. Gene Ontology annotation, molecular function: carboxylic ester hydrolase activity. Lineage: Eukaryota; Metazoa; Chordata; Mammalia; Rodentia; Muridae. Gene Ontology annotation, cellular component: intracellular membrane-bounded organelle.